AUGCUGAUAAUCGGCCUCACCGGCUCAAUCGCAACAGGAAAAUCAACUGUAUCCUCCCUCCUCUCCUCCCCGCCAUACUCCCUCCCCAUCAUCGACGCAGACCUCAUCGCCCGUCAAGUCGUCGAACCGGGCAAACCCGCUUACAGAGCAAUAGUCAAUUACUUCGGACCAAGCACACCAGACCUCCUCCUCCCAGGACCAUCCUUAUCGUCUUCUUCAUCCUCAGAUCUCAAUGACAAUUCUACAUCCACGUCCGCAUCCACAUCAGAAAACAGACCCCUCAAUCGCCCCGCAUUGGGUAGGAGAGUCUUCGGAGACACGCCCGAACGCAAACGGGACCGAAUGAUUCUCAACAAGAUAGUGCAUCCCGCCGUACGACGCGAAGUCUACAAGGCGCUAGUGAAGAAUUACCUCCGUGGGUCGUGGGCCGUGGUUCUCGAUGUCCCUCUCCUCUUCGAAAGCGGUAUGGAUAUCAUCUGCGGGACCGUCAUGGUCGUCAGCGUCAGCGAUCCGAAGACCCAGAUGGAGCGGCUGAGGGCGCGCGAUCCGCAUCUCUCCGCUGAAGAUGCGGCAAACCGCGUCCGGAGCCAGGGGGAUGUCAAGGGGAAGGUGGCCAAGGCUGAGUUCCGAGGUGCGUGGAAGGCGAGGGGCGUUAUUGUCGUUAAUGAUGGUGAUAAGGAUCAGUUACGAGGGGAGGUCUCGAGGACUAUGAGGAUUGUCUCAGGGAGUAGUCCCAGAUGGUGGUCAUGGAUACUUUUGUCGCUGCCGCCGUUGGCAGUGGGAGUUGCGUUGUGGAAUAUGCUGGUAAAUUUCCAGCUGAGGAAGGGUUGGGAGCGGAAAGAAAGACAGGAGAAGGCCAAUUCAUGA
Monascus purpureus is the source of this 867-nucleotide messenger RNA. The record is from the annotation of a GenBank genome assembly. Lineage: Eukaryota; Fungi; Ascomycota; Eurotiomycetes; Eurotiales; Aspergillaceae.